AUGGAUGGGUCCGCGGUCGUGCCCGACGAGCAGCUCGACCCUCCAGCCCGGAUAAUCGAACGGCUUCGACAGAUAGCUGGAUAUACAUGGGACGAGUCUCAGGGGCCCUUCCAUUCGAGCUAUGAUAACUGGCAUUUCUUCGGCACCAGAUUUGUGUCGCCGUACUCGACCAAUGCGACCACUCCCACCCAGACCCUCGCCAGCCCUCCAGUUACUUCCAAGCUCGGUCUGAGCCGCACAUCGACUGCCGAGCUUCUCGCGCCUCACAGCGAAGGGAGUGGCGAGCGAUCCGCCAUCUCCCCAACCGCCACAUCGACCUCCGCCGCCGACCUGUCCAGUAUAGAAGAGCAGCAUAUAGUCGCGCGGGUAUCGUACCACAUCCUUCGUGAGGAGCGGGCAUUCCACAUAGCCAAGAACCUAAUCGCUACUGCCGACCCCGAAGGAGCCCAUAAUGUAAGGCCCAUCGACCUGAUCCGCCUGAGCCCACAGCCAGGGGAUCGUGCCCCUAUUAUAGUCGCCUUAUACGAGCACCCCGGCCCCAACUAUUUGAUCAGAGCCUUGGACAUGGGGCCAGCCUUCUACUUCGCCCGGAAAGUCGAGGAUAGGUUCGAAGGGUAUCGUCGCGACGAGUUCCGGCUGGACCCCCCAAUCAGUCUCAUGUACUUCCUCGACUUUGCCAUAGGUGCUACCCAGUGUUUAGAAAUCCUGCAUCAUCGUCAUGGCAUGGUCCAUGGAGAAAUCAGAGCCGACGCGUUCCACUUCAACAUAAAAGAAAAUCAGGUGAAACUGGUUUCGUUUGGUUCUGGCCUGCGGUCGUUCGAGCAGGGACUCACCAGCAGCGGGUGGUCGACACUCUCCAAGGAGCUCGGGGCCAAGAACAAGCUCGUCUACAUUAGUCCUGAACAGACAGGUCGCAUGCCAGUGGAGCCUGACACGAGAACUGAUAUAUACUCCUUGGGUGUCGUUUUCUGGAUGCUUCUCACCCAGCAGCCUGUGUUCACUGGAGCUACACCUCUGGACAUUGUCCAGUGCGUGCUAGGACGCCGCAUACCAAUGGUGUCCAACGUGAGGACUGACGUGCCUGAUGUUCUCGGCCGCAUCAUUCAAAAGUGUACGUCCAAAAACACAUCGGAUCGCUACCAUUCCGCGAGCGGUCUGCGUUACGACUUGCAAAUGGUUCAGAAGUUCCUAGUAGACGGCAACUGGCUAGCUCUCAAGGAGUGGCAGAUUGCGUCAAAAGACGUUUCGUCCUUUUUCAUGUUACCAACGGCCAUGGUGGGGCGAGACAAAGAACAGGCCGAGCUUAUGAAGGUCAUCGAGCGCGUGUCUACGACCCACGCUAUGAGCAGUCUUCAGACCACGAAUCGCUACUCGGAGGCCUCGGGAUUGUCUAACGACCUCCUCGAUGCGGCGGAUGUCUCCAGCGAAGGCGCAAGCUCUGCCGAAGGAGGAAACAGACGGAGUGGCACCUUUACACCCGGCCACUUUCCGGAUCCGAGGUAUCCUAGAAGCGCCCUCCAACCGACUACCAAUUGGCCAGAUACUCUAACCAUCCCAGGUGAAACGGCAUCUUCAAGUCCCUCGGGCCAGACCAACCAACGACUGGCCCAGCCAAGGGAGCGUCAGUCUAUUUCUUUCGAACCCAGGAGUCUUGUAGAUAACCUCAGCGAACGCCCGGUCUCACGUUACAGCGCUGCGGAAACUAAUACCAGCAGCCUUUCCAGGCAACUAGGCGCGGCAAAAUUCCGAAGAAGGGGUCAUUGUGAGGUGGUCACCAUUGAGGGCGCAGGAGGCCUUGGGAAGAGUUUCCUCGUUCAGCAAGUGCUAGCUGACGCGAGAAGGAGGGGAUAUUGUGCAACUUCGAAAUUUGACACCGUUCGGAGGACGGCUUUCGGACCGCUGUUGAAACUGGUGUCUUCUCUUUUUAAGCAAGUCUGGGGUGAGAGAAACACGGAAACUGCACUCCACCUAGCACUCAAGGACUAUGUUCGUCCCCUGUGGCCGACGCUACAUAAGCUGCUUGGACUCCCCGAGUUUCUUCUUGGCCCGCAAGAGACCACAGUCAGCAGAUCUCCGUCCUCGGGGCAGACCUCAUUGGGUGGCCGACUCAACCGAGCUUCGCUCAAGAGACGUGGCUCGUCUCCUGGAAGCUAUUCCGGAAAUCCACAAACUCGAAGCCCCCGUAUAACAUCACAGAGCCCACAAGAAUUCGUGCGUAGUGGCACCUCUACGAAAUCAAUCCGGCUGAUGAACACCUUCUUGGAUAUACUGAGAAUCUUCACAACCCACCAUUUCAUAUGUUUCUGUCUCGGCGACUUACAGUUUGCGGAUGACGAAUCAUUAGAGUUGAUUACUCAACUCAUUGCGGCAAGGCUCAGAAUGGUACUGAUAUUGACAUACCGCCCCGAGGAGUUGUCCCAGGAGAAGUUGCAGAGAAUCUUACAUCCUGCAGAGAAUGAGGAGCGUCCCAGGUCCAGCCACCCCAAGGUCACAAGGUUAGUAUUGUCGCCACUGACCGAAACUGAAAUCCUGCAAUAUGUUUCUUCCACGCUCCGUCGACCACCGGAGGACGUGGUUUCUUUGGCGCUUGUGAUCCAGUCGAAGACCGCUGGUAAUCCUUUCUAUAUAAGGGAAAUGUUGGGCGCGUGUUAUCGGAAGAAAUGCAUUUGGUACGACUACCGGGACAGCCGCUGGCUUUUUGACCUGGAUUGGCUUUUUGAACAAUUCAAGGCAGAGCACGGGUACGACGUAUUGAACAACGAUUUCAUUACUCGUAGGCUUAGUGAGCUGCCGCCGGCGUCGCGGUCGAUUCUGGCAUGGGCCUCUCUUCUGGGGAGUUCAUUUUCCUUCGAACUCAUCUGCCAACUCCUAAGCGGGGAAAUCAGUGACACCGAGGACUGGUAUGGGUCGGAAGAUAUCCAGCAGCCUACGCCGUACUCGAAGCGGGACGCUGUUGCCGGAUUGCAAGCGGCGGUCAACGCGUGUAUUAUCGUUCAAGGCGAGUCGGACGAUCGUUUUCGAUUUGCCCACGCCAGAUACAUUCAAGCAGCUGCGUCUUUGGAGGAGUGCAAUACCCAUGAGAUGCACUUUGCCAUUGCUCGAACCCUCUUGAAGCAGCGUGACUCGGAAGUGAAAUUGAAAGACAACACCGCUUCGCAUAUCUGCGAGUCCAUUGACAUGAUAAAAGCACGUGUUCAUAUUCGUCGCCCAUUCCGAAAGCACUUGAUAGAAUGCGCAGCGGCAGCCAUCGAGAAUGGUGCCAGACCAACGGCCACCAAAUACUAUCACAGUGCAAUGACGCUCUUGCAGCCGGAGCCGUGGAAAGAAGGGGCAGAAGAUGUCUCCUACGACGAGACAUUCCAGCUGCAUCUGGGUGCGGCAGAGUGCUUCAUCUAUAUGGGGAACCAUGCGGCUUCUCACAGCUUGAUCAACACUAUCGUCAACAGCGCCAGGACUGCUGAGGACAAAGCCGCCGCCUGUCUACUUCAGUCCCGCAUCCAGGCUCAGACUGGAAAUGCGCAGUCUGCUCUCAGUAUCUUGAAAGACAUUUUGACCCAGCUGAAGAUUGAGAUUGAUACGGAACCAACAUUCGACAAAUGCGAUAAACUGUUCAUGGAACUAGCCACCAAGAUCAAGUCAAUGGAUCGAACUGCAUUACUAAGUCCUCCUGGCACCAACGACCCUCGGCAGGUCAUCAUCGGAGCCACUCUCACCGACGCCAUCAGUGCUGCGUGGUGGAGUGACACAUUGGACUUCUACAAUCUCACCCUCACAUUGGCCCAUUUUCACAUACAACAAGGUCCCUUUUCCCGAUCCAGCGUGGCAUUCCUGUAUCUUGCAAUGAUCGCGCUGUCACGAUUCAGCAUGAUUGACUUUGCCGCAGAGCUUGGUAGCCAAUGUGCGCAACUUCUAGAUAAUGAUCGAGACCCAUUCUCUGCAGCUCAUGGAUACAUGAUCUACGUCAACUUCAUCAGCCAUGUCCAGGUGCCCAUCACUACCGCAGUCUGUCUUGCUGAGCAGUCUGUCGAGUACGCCGCGAGUUCGGGGGACCGUAUGUCGGUUAUCCUCAGUUUAGGUCUCUCGACCCUGAUGAGGUUCUUUGCAAGCGAGAACGUCGCGGAUUUGGAGUCUAUCAGCCAAUUCUGUUGCGAGGAACUUCCUGGUUGGCAUCAGGAUACCAGGGGAGGGACGAUCUUGAUCUCUGUCAGACAACUAUGCCGAUCACUCCAAGGCAAGACUUACUCAACGAAUGAGAAGGCAGUGAUGUCUGACGAACAGCACGAUUCGGCCUCCUACAAGUCUUGGCUCGUUUCAACCACAUGUAAUGGUGGCAGGUCUGUCCUGAUCUACGAAACCAUGGAGAUUAUCCCCUUGUAUCUCUAUGGUCAUUACGAGCAAGCCUGCGAACUCGGACGGAGAUGUCUGGACCAGUUGCAUUUGAUAUGGUCGGCUCGCAACACUCGCGUCGUCCUAGUCUUCUACGGUCUUGCUCUUGCAGGCCAAGUGUUGCGAAAGCUACACAACCCUACAAUGAACAAUGCAGACUUGGAAGAUGAAGUCCAAGAUACGAUCAAGCAACUCGAAGACUUCAACAAGAAGAUCAUGGACUGGCAAGUGGUAUCCGACGUGAACCACCUUGCGUGGUCCAAGUGGCUGGAGGCUCAGGUUGCGGAGCUUCGAGGUGACCAUGGCUUCGCUAUUCGGCAAUACGAGGCAGCCCUGGACCAUGCCUCGGAGUAUAACUUCAUCUUUGAGGAAGCUCUUGGGAACCUCCUGAUGGCUGGGCUUUUCAUCGGGCGGUCCGCCAGGAGGUCGGCAACGGCUUUCCUGAAAGAAUCUGUCGCCCUCUGGAGACAGCUCGGCGCCGUCGGCAUCGCACAACGAAUCGAAGAAGACCAUGCCUUACUCCUACACGGUCCUACGCGCAAUUCGAGAACGGCCGAGGCUGCCGUGCAGACCGACUUUGCCGGAGACUCAGCGCCUGUCAGAUACACACCCGAUGGCGAAGGCGUUCCCCACCUAGUGCAACAAGUAGUAGUGGAAACGAAGGCAACACGGAUGGCUGCUUGGCGCGGUUCCACACAGCCUGAGCCCGGCGUUGGCUUGCCCACGCUCGAUAUGAUCGAUCUGCACGCCAUUCUGGUCUCGUCACAGGUCAUCUCAUCCGUCCUACAGGUCGACAUCUUGCUCAGGACAAUGUGUGACGUUAUCCUACAGACCUGCGGUGGAUCUGCGACGCAAGCAGCAAUCGUGGUCCAGGAUGAGGAUGAUGAGGAUAACAACUGGUGCAUUGCGGCUAGUGGCGAUCCUGAACGCGGUGCCGCAGCUCACAUACCCGGGCAACCCUUAGUUGGCACAUCGCUCGUGGCGGAGAAUGUCAUUCUAUACUGUACACGUUUCCGAGAAGCUGUCUUCAUUCCCGAUCUUAUCAAUGACGAGAGGUUUGGGAACGUGAGCGAUUCCUGGCUAAAAAGGAACCCUCUGAGCAAGGCUGUUAUUGCAAUCCCCAUUUGCCAUGGCUCGAAGCCUCUCCUUGGGGUUCUUUACCUUGAGGGUGAGCCAGGAUCGUUCACGGAUAGAAAUCUUACGGUCCUACAAUUAUUGGUCAAUCAAAUCGGGAUCAGCUACUCGAACGCACUGGCAAUGAAGGGGAUCGAGAAGGUCUCAGCUGAGAACAACUCGAUGGUUGAAAUCCAGAAACGGGCUCUUGCGCAGGCUCUUGACGCCGAGACCAAGGCAAAACAUGCCGAAGCUGAGGCAAACCGCAAUGUCAAGAUUGCUGAGGAAGCAGCCAAGGCCAAGAGUAUCUUCCUCGCAAACGUGUCCCAUGAAUUGCGGACUCCGUUGAACGGUGUCAUCGGUAACUCUGAGCUCUUGCGGGACAGCGAUCUCAACAAGGAACAGCUAGAAAUGGCAGACUCCAUCAAGGUCUCGGCCGAUCUUCUACUCACCGUUAUCAACGACAUCCUAGAUUUCUCCAAGAUGGAGGCAGACAAGAUGAAGUUAUACAUCAUCGCCUUCAACCCCGAGGAGAUGAUUCGUGAAGUCGUUAGAGCCGUGUCCUAUAGCAACCGGGAGAAGACGUCGAAGAAGAAUGUACAGAUCAUAAAAGAUAUCAAGCUGCCGCCCAUGCUGAUAUACGGAGAUCCAAUUCGCCUCCAUCAAGUCCUUGGCAACCUCAUCAGUAACAGUCUCAAGUUCACAGAAGACGGUUCGAUCACUAUCGGGGCCCGGAUCGACUCUGACACGCCCGAGCAGGCAAAGUUGACCUUCUGGGUCAAGGACACCGGCAUCGGUAUCCCGCCCAUGCAGUUAGCCAAGCUCUUCACGCCAUUCAGCCAGGCAGACGCUAGCACUGCUCGCAAGUACGGCGGUAGUGGCCUUGGCCUCAGCAUAUGCAAGAACCUCGUUGAGGUCAUGAUGAAAGGUCAGAUCCAGCUGGACAGCCAGGCGAACGCCGGGACCACUGCUUGGUUCACUGUCACCUUUGACAAGGCCAAGCCCGAGGUGUCGGCGGGGGACGUGCAAGCAGUUCCAGUCGCACAGAUCCUCGACAAACCGCGUGAUGCUUUACCACCAGCUGCGAAGGAAGCCCCUUCGAAGCCCUUCCUGGACUUGACACUGAUACCAAAGGAUCAGAUUCGCAUAUGCAUUGCGGAAGACAACCUUAUUAACCAGAAGAUCGCAAUUCAGUUUGUGCGUAAACUUGGGUAUAGGCAAGUCGAUGCUUACGACAACGGACUGAAGGCUGUUGAGGGGCUGCGUCAACAGGCCAACGAGGGGAAGCCGUACCAAGUCAUUCUCAUGGAUGUUCAGAUGCCUGUAUUGGAUGGCUACGAGGCUACGAAGCUCUUGCGGAGAGAUCCGAUCGAAGAGGUCAAUAAGAUCCUGGUCAUUGCUAUGACAGCAUCAGCAAUCCAGGGUGACCGGGAGAAGUGUCUGGCCGCAGGUAUGAACGACUACCUGGCAAAGCCGGUCAAAGCAGAUUUGCUCAAGAGAAAGCUCGACGCGUACACUACCGGCCAAGUAUUCCCGCCGACACCCCCUGCCAAACACAUGUCGGACCCUACUCUUCAGCUACCAGCGCGCCUCGAUCCGUCGCAGUAUCACACUACACCCGCGCCUAGCCCACCAGCAAUCAGUGAAGACGAGCCAGCGACCAGUUCGCCACCUCUCGUCGUUCCAGUGAGGAUGGCUGCAGGAAACAGCCAUUUCGCGCCGCCGCUGGCUCCCAGCCAGACAUCCAAGUCAACCAGGAGCCGCAACAACAGCGAGAUCGGGCUACCGUCGUUUGUUGGGGAGAAGACCAAGUCCUUCUUCACAAGGAAACAUCCGCGGUCGAGCACCUCAUCACUCGUUGACGGGGACGAUGCAAAGCGUGACGCCGUAUCACCAAGCACCACGACGCCGCCCGAAGAUGGGCAUACGCAAGGGACCGGUUCGAACAGCAGCCAGUCAAGCAAAAAUCUGACUUGA
Anthostomella pinea is the source of this 7476-nucleotide messenger RNA. NCBI's taxonomy places the organism in Eukaryota, Fungi, Ascomycota, Sordariomycetes, Xylariales, Xylariaceae. The record is from the annotation of a GenBank genome assembly.